GCGGAAAUCGAUCUCAGGAAACUGAAAGACGAAUACAGGCUCGGCCAUGUUGGAGCAGAUUCAGAUGACAGAUCGCUACAAGCUGUGGAUUGACGAAGUGUCGGCCAUGUUUGGAGGCUUAGACAUGUGCGCCCUUGAAAUGAUAACAGGUAGAGACGGUCGAGAGCACAUAAUCGAGGUUAACGACAGUGCGCUCUCUCUCAUGGGAGCCUCUCAGGAGGAAGACCGCAGGCCAGAUCGCUGAGCUAGUGGCACAGAGGAUGCAGCAAGUCUGCAGACCAGCCGGCCCAAUGGUUGGCGUAGGGGGUGGCCCUACCAAAGCCCCCCCUCGAGGCUCAGUGUCCAGCAUGGGAGGGGCCGGUACCCUGGACGACCAGGGGGGCACCGACCUGGGGGGGCUGGAAGGAGCCCCCAGUAGCUCCCCUAUGCCACCCCUGAGCACCAGCCCCCAGCCGAGGCGCGAUAGCCAAGGUAAAGGCUCCCCCAAGAGGAUGAUCAAAGCUGUAUCUAGUGCCUCACCCAGCAGUAGACGAUACAGUUUGCAGCCGCAGAAGAAUGUGGUUGGAUACUAGGCUCAAAUACAGGCUAAAAUACACUAAAAAACAGGAUAAAUACAGGCUAAAAUACACUCGAAAACAGAUAAAGUACAGGCUUAAAUACACUCAAAAACAGGAUAAAUACAGGCUGAAAUACACUCAAAAACAGAUAAAGUACAGGCUAAAAUACACUCAAAAACAGGAUAAAUACAGGCUAAAAUACACUCGAAAACAGAUAAAGUACAGGCUUAAAUACACUCAAAAACAGGAUAAAUACAGGCUGAAAUACACUCGAAAACAGAUAAAGUACAGGCUAAAAUACACUCAAAAACAGGAUAAAUACAGGCUAAAAUACACUUGAAAACAGAUAAAGUACAGGCUUAAAUACACUCAAAAACAGGAUAAAUACAGGCUGAAAUACACUCAAAAACAGUAUAAAUACAGGCUAAAAUAGACUUGAAAAAAGGCAAUAUAAGUUACAGGCUAAAAUACACUCAAAAACAGGAUAAAUUAGACUUGAAAAAAGGCAAUAUAAAGUUACAGGCUGAAAUACACUCAAAAACAGGAUAAAUUAGACUUGGAAACCGGCAAUAUAAGUUACAAGCUAAAAUACACUCAAAACAGGAUAAAUAGGCUAAAAUAGACUUGAA
Molecule: messenger RNA, 1186 nt
Organism: Nilaparvata lugens (brown planthopper)
Lineage: Eukaryota; Metazoa; Arthropoda; Insecta; Hemiptera; Delphacidae
Product: serine/threonine-protein kinase STE20-like
Exons: 3
Coding region: 261-572 (103 amino acids)
Source: RefSeq, a predicted model, not a curated record